Cercospora beticola is the source of this 1582-nucleotide messenger RNA. RefSeq lists its product as uncharacterized. Lineage: Eukaryota; Fungi; Ascomycota; Dothideomycetes; Mycosphaerellales; Mycosphaerellaceae. The record is from RefSeq and is a predicted model, not a curated record.
AAAAGAGUUCGCAGCGACGCGCGGUUGAAGAUCUUUCGCUGAAGAUCUUUCGCUCCUCCCCCUUGUCCACACAAUCUCUAUACCAGCGACUUCUACCUGCGCAUUUGGUCGCAUCACUGCUGUGCAGUACCACUCUUUUACUGCAAGCUUCGAUACACUCCCUUAGACUGCCGAUUUACCCAAUUUUUGGUCGGCCCUUGGACCAAUUGAACUACCAGCGCAAAGUUGAGCUUCGCAAGCCGGAUCACUUCACCUUGACCUACCCAGCGUCGCAAACAUGAAGAACACUGCGAUUGCAUCUUUCGCUCUCUUUGCUUCGGCUGCCGUCGCAGACUAUGGCUACAGCAGCUCGUCAUCAAUGGGUAGCGCCCAUGUUGUGAACAACUGCAACUACCCAGUCAAGUUGUGCAACGUCCCAUCGGCCGGUGGUGGCUACGAGGAGGAGGAUACUUCCCUCGCUCCGGGCGCCUCGUGGUCGCAGCCUUGGACUCCGCUGUCCAAUGGCAAUGGUUGGUCGAUCAAGCUGUCCAAGACUGACAACCUCGACAACAUCCUGCAGUACGAGUAUACAACCCAUUCUGAUGGCAUCAUCUGGUACGAUUUGAGUUGCGUGAAUGGCAAUCCAUGGGAUAAGGACUGGGAAAUCACCGCGAACGGCACAGAGUGCGCUCCCAAGCAACAAGCAUACCGUUACUCCACCGAUGAUGCCUAUGGCAUGCAAUCAUGUGGCCAAGAUGCUGUCAUCACCGUGACACUGUGCACCGGAACUUCCGCCGACAACGGUGAGACUGCGAGCAACGGCACAGCACCAGCCGCAUCUUCCUAUGCCGCAGCUCCCUCGUCAGCAUCAUCUGCUCCAGCAUACGAAGCCCCAUCAGCAGCGUCGCCACCAAACUACCAGGAGCCAUCUUCAAGCUCAAGCUCUAAACCUGCUGCCGCUCCUACGCCUUACGGCUACAACUGGAACAACAAGGAUGCUUCGAAGUCUGCUGCCCAAGCGACCCCAACAACUUUGGCGACUUCUGUCACCGCUGUCUACACCAAGAACGAAGCUGGCGGCGUGACCAUCACCGAGAUCGAGACAGCGUACGCUACCGCAGUGGCCACCGUCUACAACCGCCACCGCAGGCACGAACACGAGCACGCUCAUGGCCACCGCGCAUAAGCAGCGCAACACUACCGCUGCAAGCAACAAAACACAUCGGCAACCCCAACGAUUCUUCACUUCUCGUCAUCCGCUAGCAAGUCACUUCACUCAUUCGUGACGAGCAGCGUUCAACUUAUUUUUGGCAUGCUUCUUUGUGGAUAGACUUCGAUUUUUUGGGAAACAAAGCACAGAACGGUUUGGAGUAUUUGCCGCCCCGGAGUGGUGGGUUUUGGAGAAGCUGUACAUAUGAUGAUAUGAGCGGGGAUCGUGCGCAACUGGUGUUGCUGCCGUCGCUCAUUUCUCAGACGUCGGCUAUGAUCAUGAGUGACGCAGACCAUGUGACAGAACAUUUCGCUGGACGACGACGUCCGUCCAGCAGAACUUGGCAAUACAGAUAGGCCGAUACAUAUAUUGCGAUGCAAACAUUUUCUCAUG